CACUUGUCAUUCCACACUCGCGUUCCCAGAUCAGACACAGUCGUAAGCUUUCGCCGCGCUCGCGUCCGCUCGCCGUUCCUUUUUCUAACCGUAAUACAUUGAAACAAAGAUGGUGGAAAGGAUUUUUAUACGAGCUCAGAUGGAGAAGAAUUUGUGUCCGUGACUCGUUGUGAACUCGCAAUCUGCAUGAUCAACUGGCCAAUCAUGAAGUGUAUACUAUUUGACGUGACUAAUUUUGACCCUAUUCUGCGAAAAAUCUGUGUUUCCUUCUACAACAAACUUGCCAUCAAUGCCUACACCGCACCCGGAACGAAAAGUAAUUAACUCGAGAAAAGGAGAAACUGAAAAUUUCACUUGUGCAAACUGUCGUAAAGCUGUAUCGUUUGGGUAACUUAUCCAUCAUCGAGUGAGUGAUUUGAGUUUAAGAAGACGAGAAAAAAGUGGCUCUUUAGCGUGCGAUAGAUGCGCUAGACGAUCAUAAAAAAGCGGUGAGGAAAGCAAAGUGAAAAGUGACCCUACGAGAAGUAACUGUAAGAGCUGGUUUGGUUCGUUCUCUUUUCCUCUCACAUCAUGUAUGUAGCCACGGAAUGAAUCAAUUUGUUCUAAGAAUGCUUUGAGCGUUUGAGACGAUUCCGAAGGGGAUAGCGUGUGUGACAACAAUUCCACAAUUAGUCGCCCAAUAUCGAGUUCGCUUUCCAGCAGCACAUUGAAGCGCCAGUGUUAAUGCCUACUCAUGCCCGCGUGCGGUGAUUCCAUCAUAAACAAUGGAAACCGAAUCAGUUAAAUCGGAACCGAGCAGUAAAACGACACGGCGCUCGAGGGGCCAUAACGGCGGCAAUAACAGCAGCACACUGGGAUCACACAGAGACCGAACGAGACACUCGCAUCGUAAUAAUCACUCGCGAAACAAGCGCCCAGAUAUGGCCCCAUUCCAGACAACCGUCAAUAUUGGCGACGAUAGCCGCGAUGGUCAGGAAGUGAUUGAAGUUCAAAUUUUACCACAAGACGAAAACUGGGGAGAAAAUACAACGGCCAUUACGGGGAAUACAUCCGAGCAGAGCAUCUCAAUGGAAGAUGUUAGCUAUUGGCAAAUGUCUGACGACACGGGAAUUGGUUUCGCCUGUCAAAGGUACCUGGAAAGGACGAUAUCGAUAGCGCUAUGCACCGUAGCAAUGGCGAGUCCAGUUGCGAUGGCAAUUUUACCAAAGUUAGGAUUCUUUCCCUCGGCAUUUGAUAACCAGGAAUUGACCCAAAAUGAUCGGAUACAGCUGCUAGCGUGUAAUGCGGAAUGCAAAGGUUUGCUGGUUUCGCUAACGGCCAGGAUGCUUCUACUGGCGAUAGGUUUGUGGGCGGUGUUUGCGCGAAAGCCGAUUGCCAUUAUGCCGAGGAUAUUCUUCUUCAGAACAUCCGUGUUGUUGCUGGUUUUAAUUUCAACAUUUGCCUAUUGGCUGUUCUAUAUUGUGCAAGUAACUGAGGGCACAAAAGCAUUAGUUACUGGGUCAGCAGCAGUGGACUAUAAGACUUUAGUUACUUAUGCUACAAACUUUUGCGAUACGUUGCUUUUCAUUCACUAUGUUGCGGUUAUUCUGCUGGAAAUUCGUCACCUGCAACCAAUCUAUCAUAUCAAGGUGAUUCGUAGCCCUGAUGGUGAAUCACACAACUACAGUAUCGGUCAACUGAGCAUACAAAGGACAGCUGUUUGGGUACUGCAGAGGUAUUACACAGAGUUCACAAUCUAUAAUCCGUAUCUGGAACGGUUGCCCGUAUCGAAAUCACAGCGCAAGGCCUUAUCUACAUUCAAGUACUACGAAGUUGAUGGUGCCACUCCAGCACAACAACAGAGCCAAUCGAGAGCGGUUCUGGCGGCUCAUGCACGCCGCCGAGAUUCUUCACACAACGAACGGUUCUAUGAAGAACACGAGUACGACCGCAGAGUUAAGAAACGAAGAGCUCGUUUGGUUACGGCAGCUGAGGAAGCUUUCACGCACAUCAAACGUCUCCAAAAUGACCAGCCUCAACCCCAGGCACCGGUGAUACCGUUGGACCCGCAGGAGGCAGCUCAAGCCAUUUUCCCAUCAAUGGCCCGUGCUUUACAGAAAUAUUUACGUGUCACUCGCCAACAGCCCCGGCACACAAUUGAAUCCAUACUCAAACAUCUUUCGCACUGCUUAAAAAACGACAUGUCACCUCGCGCCUUCCUCGAGCCAUAUCUCGUCGAGACCCCAGUGCUCCAGAACGACAAAGAACGACGAACAAACCACAACUGGGCGCUGAUUUGUGACGAACUGCUGUCACGACCCAUUGCUGACGGAUGCACCUUCCAGCUGAUACAAAACGACGUCUCAUUGACUGUUUCCAUUAACAAAAUCCCACAUUUCACAAUCAGCGAAGAAGUGGUGGAUCCAAAGUGUAAUAAAUUUGUCCUUAAGCUCAACUCGGAAACCAGCGUGUGACCUCCUCGCCCAGCCCGUAUCGGAAAGUACUUCAACGCCCAGUAUCACAGCCGCUUGGGUCAGCCCAGUGGAAGCGCAAUAGAACACACCGAACGAAAAGAGAUUCUCAAAAAUCUGAACCUCAUUCUGGCCGGCAAAAAACGUAAUCGAAAGAUCAAGGAUCGCUUGGUCUAGUGUUUGGUGAUGGUGGUGACGACGAAAGAAAAUAAUUAACUGUUAGUUUCCGCGUUGGUGUGUGAGAGAUAGUGGGACUGUGUAUAGUUUAAUUGCCACCAGUUAUGGGAGGGUGUCGAAAACCGUUCAUCGAAUGGUGAACCUGUAGGAAAUGUAUAAUUACAAAAUGUUGGGAUCAUCUGAUUGUAUUGAAUUAGUGACCGAAAGUGACCGGCGGCAAACAACAGAGGAAAACUAAAUAAUCACCAGGUUAUUCUGGACACGUUCACCAGCAUCUCGACGGAGGAGUGGUUUACUGGUGGCUCUUGCUACCAGACGAAAUAGCUUCAUUACAAUUCUCCGAUCGUCGCGUAAGACAUUGGUCUGUCUAAUCGUGGAAAACAUAAUUAUUAGCCAUAGAACAAUAGGCGAACCAGCCCAGGAGGCUGAAAGCCUUUCAAAUAAAGAAUUAAAAAAAAAGCCAUAGAACAAGCAAGGCAGAAAAAAAAGAAACACGUGCAAACAUAACAAAUUAUUAAUUUUUAAUGCUCAUACGCAUCCGGACAUUUGCAUAUCAUUCGAGUUGAAAAACAGCCGCAAAGCCAUGCGGCUAUAAAGGAGAAAAUAUCAUAACUAUUCUAAACGAAUCCGUGUUGCAUCAAGCGAGCAUAAAUGAAGCGAAGUUUGGAGCACCACUGCCUAAGAGUAGUUAACAUCGAGGCACCGCCGGGUUCAUGGUGAAGAACGAAUAGAAAAUGGAGCUCAUGGACCUUAAUGGAUUCGAAUUAAGAAUAGUGAAUAAUUAUCCGAACAGAGAAUGAUGUUCCGUCUGGGCAUAGCUCUACAGUGCGAUAGGUUCAAUUAUCAACAGAAUGGUGACCAUUCAGACCAAAUCCCAACAAUGGUUCGAACGAUAUCCGCAAUGUAUUCU
This is a messenger RNA of Toxorhynchites rutilus septentrionalis, 3537 nucleotides long. RefSeq names its product vang-like protein 1 (gene Vang). Gene Ontology annotation, biological process: multicellular organism development; establishment of planar polarity; Wnt signaling pathway, planar cell polarity pathway. The record is from RefSeq and is a predicted model, not a curated record. Gene Ontology annotation, cellular component: plasma membrane. The transcript is spliced from 2 exons. NCBI's taxonomy places the organism in Eukaryota, Metazoa, Arthropoda, Insecta, Diptera, Culicidae. The coding region runs from base 765 to 2453 and encodes 562 amino acids.